AUGAAAUACUUAUUACCGAUCCUAAGACAGCGACAGCUUAUAAUAAUAUAUAUAAAAAAGCUUAACAGAAUUUUUGUAAUAAAAAUGCCUGGAAAAGAAGGAGGAAAGUUGAAGCCGUUAAAAAUGCCAAAGAAACCAAAACAAGAGCUAGACGAAGAUGAUCUUAAUUUUAAAAAGAAACAAAAUGAAAACUUGAAGAAAGAACAAGAAGCCCGAAAAUUACUUUUGUCGAAAAAAAAAUAA
Messenger RNA from Pneumocystis carinii B80, 243 nucleotides. RefSeq lists its product as hypothetical. NCBI's taxonomy places the organism in Eukaryota, Fungi, Ascomycota, Pneumocystomycetes, Pneumocystales, Pneumocystaceae. The record is from RefSeq and is a predicted model, not a curated record. The transcript is spliced from 4 exons. Bases 1 to 243 code for a protein of 80 amino acids.